This is a messenger RNA of Phoenix dactylifera (date palm), 5776 nucleotides long. Its product is annotated as protein ESSENTIAL FOR POTEXVIRUS ACCUMULATION 1-like. Lineage: Eukaryota; Viridiplantae; Streptophyta; Magnoliopsida; Arecales; Arecaceae. Gene Ontology annotation, molecular function: protein binding. The record is from RefSeq and is a predicted model, not a curated record.
UUCACACCGCUCUCUCCCCACCUCCUCCCCCGUGAGAGCAGUCACCGAGAAGAGAAUAGCGAGUUCCCAAGGGUUUCCGUUCGCCUCCGACUCCGCCGACUCCGCCGCUGACGAUGGCCAAUCGGAACAAUGACGAUUCUCGCCACGGCCUCGCCGUGGAGCCUCCGCCGCAUCAAAGCCCCAAAGACAUGCAAGGAUCUGACAACCCUAUACCUCUUUCUCCACAAUGGCUUCUUCCAAAGCCUGGGGAUAAUAAGCUUGGACUAGUGUCUGGGGAAUUUAGUCCUCACCAUGGUAAUUGCCCAGAUGCUGUGAAGGUAUCAGGAAAUGGUGAAGACCUUCAUAAUGCUGGAAAGAAAAAGGAUGUUUUCAGGCCUUCCUUGCAUGAUGCGGAAACUGGGCGUCGUGAUCGCUGGCAUGAUGAAGAAAGGGAAACAAACUCUGCUAUUCAUCGAGAUCGUUGGAGGGAGGGAGAUAAGGAACUUGGUGAUACUCGCAAGAUGGAGCGCUGGUUGGACAAUUCAUCUAGACAUUCUGGGGAAGCACGCCGCCCCCCAUCUGAGCGGUGGAAUGAUUUGGGCAAUAGGGAAGGCAAUUUUGAUCAACGCCGUGAGAGCAAAUGGAACACACGCUGGGGACCUGAUGAUAAGGAGUCAGAGAGUUGGCGUGUAAAGUGGUCAGAUUCUAGCAAAGAUGUUGAGGGAUCUCGUGACAAAGGAUUGCCUCGUCUUGCUAGUCAUGGAAAGGACGUAAACAAUCAUGGAAAGGAUACAGAAAGAGAGGACCAUUAUUCUCGUUCAUGGAGGUCUAACUAUUUGAUCAGUCGUGGAAGAGGAGAGCCUUCGCAUGGUCAGUCUCCAGCAAACAAACCAUCCGCUAUGUUUGGCUCUGGUAGAGGAAGAGUGGAAAAUGGAUUUCCCGUCUCCCCUGCUGGUCGUGGGAGGUUUAACUCUAGUAUGAGCACCCUAAGUAGUGGUGCUUCACGUCCAUAUCAUUUAGUUUCUGUUUCUGACAAGUCUGAUGGUGCAUCUGGAGAUCCCUCUACUCUAAGAUAUAGUAGAAUGAAACUGCUUGACAUAUUCAGAAUGACUGAUGUAAAAAGCUUUAAAAUGUCUUUAGAUGGAUUUAUUGAAGUUCAGUCUCUGACACAGGAAGAACCAUUGGAGCCUCUGGCACUUUCUGCUCCUACUCCUGAAGAAUCGGUCAUUUUGAAAGGAAUUGAUAAAGGGGAUAUUGUAAGCAGUGGAAUGCCGCAGGUUUCUAAAGAUGGUUCUGUUGGAAGGAAUUCUACGGAUGCUGUCCCAUCCAAACAAACUAAAUUAGGGAGUAGAGAAGAUUUGCCAACUGCUGGAGAUGAUUAUAAAAUAGUUAAUUCUGACGAUAGCAAAGGGUUAUAUUUUGGGAGUCCAUUGUAUGAAAAACAAUUCCAUCAACACGGACCUGAUCCAAAGGUGUCCUCAGAUUCAGCAAUUAAUCUUCCAAAGGCAGAUGAGACUGGGAUGGAAAAUUCUUUAUCACAUUAUGUUGUCCCGCAAAAAUCUCAAUCAUUUGGAGAUCGCACUCACAGAUCAAUUCAUGAUCAGAAGGACUUUUCUUCUGAAGUUGGGUCAAGAACAUCUGAUUCGAGCUGGUCCCAUCUCCAUGGAGAUGUGGAAUAUGAGCAUAAAAAUGGAAUGAAAAGUGAUUACAAAAUUACACGGCAAUCAUCUGAAGUCUGGGACCGGGAAAGUAAAGUCAAUGUUAUGCUUGGUCAUGAAGCUCCUUUUAGUUCCAGGGAUACAUUAACUGCAAGAACAUUGCAGCCACAUACUUCUCCAGAAGACCUAUCCCUCUAUUACAAAGAUCCGCAAGGUCAAAUUCAAGGCCCCUUUUCUGGAAGUGAUCUGAUCGGGUGGUUCGAGGCUGGAUAUUUUGGUAUUGACUUGCAGGUUCGGCUUGCAAGUGCUCCAGCUGAUGCCCCUUUCUCAUCACUUGGAGAUGUUAUGCCACAUUUACGGGCGAAGGCAAGGCCUCCACCUGGUUUUGGUGUAGUUAAGCAGAAUGAUGUAGCAGAGGCAUCUCUGAGGGGGAAAUUUGUCAGUCCUGGUAAUAUUCAUGCAGGUUUGGAUGAGCUUGAGUUUCUUAAGAAUGGGCAAAGAAACAGGCAUGAUAUGGCAACUGAAGCACAGAAUCGGUUUUUAGAGUCCCUCAUGUCUGGUAGCAUGGGCAGUUCUCCAUCAGAAAAUUUUUCUUUCUCUGGAGGUAUGCAAGAUCAUGGAAGGAGCAUAUCUGGCAAUUUACCCUCAGUAGGAGGAGAAAUUGGGAGUGAUGUGAAUUACAUCUUGGCCCAGAGAAGUUUGUUGGACAGGCAGAGGUCAUUACCCAAUCCUCUUCCAUAUUGGUCAGGGAGGGAUGUCUCAUCUAUAGCACCGAAGUUGGAUAUGAUCUCAGAUCCUUCUAAACCAUAUUCAAAACUGCUGCCUCCAACGGGGGACAAUUCUCAACAAAUUCUACAAUCCCCUCAGCAUGUGGACUUGGUGUCUAUCCUGCAUUCUGCAGCAGACAAAUCUCCAUCAUCGGCUGUUAAUUCUGGCAUACCUUCAUGGUCAAACUUUCCUGAUGCACGAUCUAUGAAUAAUACCAUUCAUGGCGGCAUGGAGAUCUCCAAAGAUAUGCUAGACAUGCACCACAAUCAGCAUCUUCCUUCCCAGAUCGCGUUAGGACUUCAACAGCAGAUGUUGCAACCCCAAAAUCAGCCACCUUUGUCUGCUUUAUUCACCCAACCUGGUGAUCAUUCUUCUGGCUUGGUUCCACCUGAGAAACUGCUAUCUUCUGAGUUGCCUCAAGAUCCAAACCUGCUAAGUUUACUGCAGCAACAGUAUCUGCUGUCACAACUUCAGUUGCCUUCUCAGGCCCCUGUUCUCGCUCAACUCUCUCUGCUGGAUAAGAUGUUACUGCUCAAACAGCAGCAGGAACAAGAGCAGAAGCAGCAGCAGCUAUUGCUGCAGCAGCAGCAGCACUUUCUUUCCCAAGUCUUAUCUGCACAUCAACCUCAUCGACAUUCUGGUGAUCCUUCCUAUGGGCAAGCACAUGGUGCUAUUCCAUCAGGCAAUACUCCUAUGGAUCAUCUUGGGCUUCAAAGAGUACAUGAGGUGCUUCAAGUUAAUCAGCAGAUGCCAGUCCAUAACUUGCAGGAUGGACAACCAUCCUAUCCUCCAGGUAUGAAUUUGCAAGGUGCCCAGGAUGACAGUUGCUUGGUGAGCUCUGGGCCCUCGUCUCUACACUUGUCUCAUCAGAUAUUUGAUCAUACAGCAAAUACAAAAGAAUGGGAUGCUUCUCUUUCACGAGAGAGUGAGGAUAUCCCUAACUCUGAUGCUGCAGCAACACCAGUAAUGGCAGAUAGUCUGCCUCUAUCAGAGGCCACAGAGAAGCAUGAACAAGAGGUUUUUGUUCCGCAGAGGAGUGACCAUAGCCUAGAUGAAUAUAGAACAAUACAUGAAACUACCGAACUUGUGACAUCAGCUAGUUCUGAAGUGGUGACCCGUCUUGAGUCUUCACUGGAUGGUCCUAAAUCAUCUGAUUUUGCGUUUUCUAUCUCCAAUCAAGUUCAUGAUAUGAAGAUUUCUUCAGAAAACAUCCCUGACUGCCAUAUUGAAAUACCAUUAACAAAAGAAACAAAAAAUGUAGAAAUACGGGAGGCAAGGAAGGCUUUGGAGAAAAAAUCAAAAAAACAAAAGAAUUCAAAGGCACAAUUUGCUUCAGAUGUUGGGAAGGGAUCAUCAAAGACAAUUCCUUGCCAGCUGUUAAAACUAGAUUUUGAAACUGAAGGUUUGAAUGCUGGUGGAACUAAAUCAAUGGGGCAAGCCGAUGCGGGAGAAUCUCUUUGUGUGACUUCACUGGUAACAGGAAAAGAAAAUUCUGUUGUACAUUCCACUGAACCUCUGGAUUCUCAAAGAUCUCAUCUUUCAUCUUCGGAAUACAUUUUAGCCAACGAGUCUGAAGCUGUUGGAGGGGAAGCUGAACAGGGAGAAGGAACAUCAACAUUCAAUGCACCAACAACUUCUAGUCAUCGAGCUUGGAAACCUGCUCCAGGGCUAAGGACUAAAUCGUUGCUAGAAAUUCAACAGGAGGAACAGCUAAGGGCACAGAGAGAAAUAAUGGCUUCUGAAGUUGCGGCUAAGGUCAUCCCAGCAAGUAGUCCUUCACAAACCCCCUGGACUGGGAUUGCUGCCAACCUGGAGCAUAAAUCCAGUAAAGAUACUGUUCUAGGUGGAACCUGUCCAUCUGCUUUGGGAAACUCAGACAAUACAUUGAAUUCCAAGAGCAGGAAGAGCCAGUUGCAUGAUUUAUUGGCAGAAGAAGUUUUGGCCAAGUCAAGUGAAGUAGAUAAAGAUAAUGGUAGUAAUAUUAAAGGGUCAUUUUUACCUCCUUCACCAGUGCGUGCCCAAGUUGACACAUCAGCUGUUGAUGAUGAUGAUUUUGUUGAGGCCAAAGACACUAAGAAAAGCCGUAGAAAGGCAUCCAAGGCCAAAGGUGCUGCGGUUAAAGCCCCAUCACCGGUUGGGUCAGCUGAUCUUUCUGGUCCCUCAAUUCCUACUGAAAAGGGCAAAAGUACUCGUCCGGCACAGCAAGAGAAGGAGACAUUGCCGGCUCCACCCACAGCUCCAUCGUUAGGAGAUUUUGUUCCUUGGAAGGGGGAUCAGGCAAACUCUGCACCUGCUCCAGCAUGGUCCACGGACUCUGGUAGAAUUCAGAAACCCACAUCAUUAAGAGAGAUUCAGAGGGAACAGGAAAAGAAGUCAGUGUCUGUCCAACAGCAAAUUCCAAUACAAGCUCCUGCAAAAGUCCAAUCAAACCGCAGUUGUCAUGGAAGUGGAUCUUCUUGGCCGAUUCCUGGAUCAUCUCCUUCCAAGGCUGCAGCACCUAUCCGAACCCCUUUGCAUGUGUCCACUCAAUCGAAAUCUAGAACUGAAGAUGAUCUAUUUUGGGGUCCUCUUGAACAAACAAAACAGGAAACAAAGCAGUCGGAUUUCCCGUCCCUCAACCCUAACAGUUGGGGAGCUAAAGGCACUUCUGCGAAAGGAACGCCUGGAGCAGCAUUAAACCAUCAAAAAGCAUCAGGUGGCAGACCUGUGGAACAUGCUCUUUCAUCGUCGCCUGCUGGUGGUCUGUCAGCUGCAAAACGGAGGGUUUCAGCAACCAAGCAUUCAGAGGCAAUGGACUUCAGAGACUGGUGCGAGAGUGAGUGGAUCAGGCUAACCGGGACAAAUGAUAUGAGCUUCUUGGAAUUUUGCAUAAAGCAAUCAUCAUCAGAGGCUGAAAUGCUCCUGAGAGAAAACCUUGGUUCAUUGGAUCGCAACCAUGAGUUCAUCGAUAAGUUCCUCAACUGCAAAGAGUUCCUAUCAUCUGACGUCAUUGAAAUGGCAUUCCAAGAUCGAAGGGCGUGCAGCACACGUGCUGAUGGUCCGGGACAUGGUAAGUCGAACAGUUCAGACAUCGGGGACAUGGACGCAGAUCCGGAAGCCGGAAACCAGGCGGCAGCCAAAGGCGGAGGAGGCAAGAAAAAGGGGAAGAAAGGGAAGAAGGUGAGUGCAUCGGUUUUAGGUUUUAACGUGGUUAGUAACCGAAUAAUGAUGGGUGAGAUUCAGAGCAUAGAGGAUUAGGAAGUUGGAGGGUGCGAAUGUACAUACAUCAUCUUGACAACCACUCUGUAAAUGUUUUUAUCCUUCUGCUGGGUGGGUUUUGCCCCCUCCUAAUCUCUAUAGAGCAGUAAUUGCACAGACGGUUAACAGGUCUA